Messenger RNA from Salarias fasciatus (jewelled blenny), 3395 nucleotides. Its product is annotated as solute carrier family 12 member 5-like. NCBI's taxonomy places the organism in Eukaryota, Metazoa, Chordata, Actinopteri, Blenniiformes, Blenniidae. Gene Ontology annotation, molecular function: potassium:chloride symporter activity. The record is from RefSeq and is a predicted model, not a curated record. Gene Ontology annotation, biological process: potassium ion import across plasma membrane; chloride ion homeostasis; chloride transmembrane transport. The coding region runs from base 52 to 3369 and encodes 1105 amino acids. The transcript is spliced from 26 exons. Gene Ontology annotation, cellular component: plasma membrane.
UCUCCUCAGCAUCAGGAUCAAGAGUGGAACUCAGCCCGAGGAGGAGCGGGGAUGCUCAACAACAUGACGGACUGCGAGGAGGGAGAGGGGGGACCCAACAGUCAGGGUGAUGGGAACCCCAAAGAGAGCAGUCCUUUCAUCAACAGCAGUGCGGCAGCUGAUGUGGAGAAGAGCCAGCAGUAUGAUGGCAAGAACAUGGCUCUGUUCGAGGAGGAGAUGGAUACUAGUCCGAUGGUCUCCUCCCUGCUCAGCACUCUGGCAAACUACUCCAACCUGCCCACUGGAAGCAAAGAGCACGAAGAGGCUGAGAACAAUGAGGAAGGGCCACGGCCUUCUAAAAAGCCCAUCAAGGCACCUCAGCUGGGCACCCUGAUGGGAGUUUACUUGCCCUGUAUCCAGAAUAUUUUUGGGGUGAUCCUUUUCCUGCGGAUGACGUGGAUGGUCGGAAUCGGAGGCGUCUUCGGCUCCUUCAUAAUCGUCUUCAUGUGCUGUUCAACUACCAUGCUCACAGCCAUCUCCAUGAGUGCCAUCGCCACGAACGGAGUCGUCCCAGCUGGGGGGUCAUAUUACAUGAUCUCUCGCUCUCUGGGGCCUGAGUUUGGUGGAGCGGUUGGGAUCUGCUUCUACCUGGGCACCACGUUUGCAGGAGCCAUGUACAUCCUCGGAUGCAUUGAAAUUCUGCUGAUUUAUAUAGUUCCUCAGGCGGCCAUCUUUAAAAUCGAGGGCCUGGAGGGGGCGGAGGCGGAGGCUGCCUUGCUCAACAACAUGCGGGUGUACGGCACCAUUGUGCUGAGUUUCAUGUCGCUGGUGGUGUUUGUGGGGGUCAAAUACGUCAACAAGCUGGCGCUGGUCUUCCUCGCCUGUGUCAUCCUCUCGAUUCUGGCGGUUUACGCCGGCGUCAUCAAGACUGCGAUCGACCCCCCCGUCUUUCCUGUCUGUAUCCUGGGAAAUCGAACGCUCAGUUCAAAAGGAUAUGACAUCUGUGCAAAGGUCAUUGAGAUCGACAACGACACUGUCACCACCAAACUGUGGAGAUCCUUCUGCGAUUCCGACUCCCUCAACGCCACAUGUGAUGAGUACUUCAACAACAACAACGUCACAGAGAUACAGGGAAUCCCUGGAGUCACCAGUGGGAUCCUGGCAGAAAACCUUUUCGGUAAUUACCUUGAAAAAGGGAUGAUCUUAGAGAAGCGUGGACUUGCAUCUGAUGCGGAUCCAGACAGUCCCACCACCAGCUCCAAUCGCUACGUUUUGGCCGACAUCACCAGCUUCUUCACCCUGCUGGUGGGGAUAUACUUCCCGUCUGUCACAGGAAUCAUGGCCGGCUCCAACCGGUCUGGAGACCUGCGCGAUGCUCAGAAGUCAAUCCCCAUCGGCACCAUUGCGGCCAUCACCACCACCUCCACCGUGUACAUGUCCUGUGUGGUCUUGUUUGGUGCUUGUAUCGAAGGAGUCGUCUUAAGAGACAAAUUUGGUGAAGGUGUGAAUGGAAACCUGGUGAUUGGCACCCUGGCGUGGCCGUCUCCAUGGGUCAUCGUCUUUGGCUCCUUCUUCUCCACCUGUGGAGCCGGACUCCAGAGUCUGACGGGAGCUCCACGCCUCCUCCAGGCCAUCUCCAGAGACGGCAUCAUCCCUUUCCUCCGAGUUUUCGGGCACGGGAAAGCCAAUGGCGAGCCCACCUGGGCGCUCCUGCUCACCACCAGCAUUUGUGAGAUUGGCAUCAUCAUCGCUUCUCUGGAUGCAGUGGCUCCCAUCCUCUCCAUGUUCUUCUUGAUGUGCUACAUGUUCGUCAACCUAGCCUGCGCGCUGCAGACUUUGCUGAGGACUCCAAACUGGAGGCCACGUUUUAAGUUCUACCACUGGGCUCUGUCUUUCCUGGGUAUGAGCCUGUGCCUGUCGCUCAUGUUCAUCUGUUCCUGGUAUUACGCCAUCGUGGCCAUGGGCAUCGCCACCUGCAUCUAUAAAUACAUUGAGUUCUGCGGAGCUGAGAAAGAGUGGGGUGAUGGGAUACGUGGGAUCUCGCUCAGCGCUGCACGCUUCGCUCUGAUGAGGCUGGAGGAGGGCCCGCCGCAUACCAAGAACUGGAGGCCUCAGAUUCUAGUUCUGGUGAGCGUGGACGCCGAGCAGAACGUGGAGCAGCCUCGUCUGCUGUCUCUAACCAAUCAGCUGAAAGCAGGAAAGGGUCUGACCAUCGUUGGCACAUCUGUUCAAGGAACCUUUCUCAACAAUUAUACGGAAGCUCAAAGGGCAGAUCAGUCCUUGCGUAAAUUGAUGGAGACAGAAAAAGUGAAGGGUUUCUCCCAGGUGGUCAUCUCCUCCAACCUGAGGGAUGGAACCUCUCACUUGAUCCAGGUGGGGGGGCUCGGAGGUCUGAAGCACAACACUGUCAUGGUCAGCUGGCCCCGUUACUGGAAACAGCCCGAGUACCACCAGCAGUUCAGGAAUUUUAUCGAGGUGGUGAGAGAGACCACCAUAGCAAGCUUGGCUCUGCUGGUUCCUAAGAACAUCUCCAGCUAUCCGUCCAACGGGGAACGCUUCACCGAAGGCCACAUCGACGUGUGGUGGAUCGUUCAUGAUGGAGGCAUGCUCAUGCUGCUGCCCUUCCUGCUGCGCCAACAUAAGGUGUGGAGGAAGUGCAAGAUGCGCAUUUUCACCGUAGCCCAGAUGGACGACAACAGCAUUCAGAUGAAGAAAGACCUCAUCACCUUCCUCUAUCAUCUGCGCAUCGAUGCUGAGGUGGAAGUGGUGGAGAUGCUGGACAGCGACAUCUCAGCCUACACCUAUGAGAAGACCCUGAUCAUGGAGCAGCGCUCACAGAUCCUGAAACAGAUGCAUCUGACCAAGAAUGAGAUGGAGAGAGAGAUCCAGAGCAUUACUGACUCGUCCCGUGGGUCCAUCCGGCGUAAAAACCCGCCUGCACCGAGAGCGCAGCACAGCACCGAGGAGGGAGAGAAACCGGAGGAGGAGCCCACCCAGGGUAAGAACACCUCCACCCCCACCAGCCCCACGUCGCCUGUUCCCCCAGCAGGGGGCGCCACCGCCUGGAAGGACAGCAAGGGAGCAGACAAGGGGAAGAGCCCUCCAUCAGCAGCCACAGAGCCCGGCAAAGAUCUGUUCAACAUGAAGCCGGAAUGGGAGCAUUUGAACCAGACGGACGUGCGGCGCAUGCACACGGCCAUGCGGCUGAACGAAGUCAUCACCAAGAAAUCUAAAGAGGCCAAACUCGUCCUGCUCAACAUGCCGGGACCACCGAAAAACCGCGUGGGCGAAGAAAACUACAUGGAGUUCCUCGAGGUUUUAACUGAAGGUCUGAACCGAGUCCUCCUGGUGCGUGGAGGCGGACGGGAGGUCAUCACCAUCUACUCCUGAAGAACUUUUCUGACCCUUUACCGGCG